Molecule: messenger RNA, 1291 nt
Organism: Polypterus senegalus (gray bichir)
Lineage: Eukaryota; Metazoa; Chordata; Cladistia; Polypteriformes; Polypteridae
Product: fibrinogen alpha chain
Exons: 4
Coding region: 121-738 (205 amino acids)
Biological process (GO): protein polymerization; platelet activation; blood coagulation
Cellular component (GO): fibrinogen complex
Molecular function (GO): signaling receptor binding
Source: RefSeq, a predicted model, not a curated record
CUUUUAACUUUCUCUCCUACAGUCUGUAAAAUAGCAAGACAACAGCCAGGAAAUUUGAAAAGUGCUGGACAUGACUGUAGUGAAAAGGGACGCCCGCUGUGUGCCGAUGAUGACUGGGGCAUGAUGUGUCCCUCAGGAUGCAGAUUGGAAGGACUGAUCAAUAGAGAAGCCAAAAACUUUCUGGACAAAGUUAAUGCCAUGUGUCAUCUGAUGGAGAGAAUCAGACAAAAAGCCACCGACCUGACCAAAGAUUCUCAACAAAGUUACGCUGCGGCCAGAAAAUAUGUUGUGCAAAACUAUGUAACCAAUACGAAAUAUUUUGAAAUGGCUGAAGAACUGCAGUCAAGACUAACAUCUCUGAAGCAACGAGCUGCCAACCUGGCUACCAAGCUCAGAGCUCAGCAUGGCAUCAUUCGAGAACAAGUGCAACUGAUGCUACAGAUAGAGGUGGACCUUGACAUAAAAAUGCGGUCAUGUCAGGGGUCCUGUGAACGAGCUGCGACGUACAGCAUCAACAUGGCCACAUAUGAAGUUCUGGAGCAGCAACUGCUACAGGUGGAUAAACUGUCUGAGACCAACAAGAAAUCUGAGAGCACACCAGUGACCCUCCAGAGAAGAACCGAGCAGUCUUUACCCACAUCCUAUAAAACUUUGGCCAGCAGAAGACCAGACGGUGUGGUUUACUUUGAAGAUGUUGAAUUGCUGUCCUUGUUUCUGGAGAAGGAAAAAAGUAAUUAAAUGCCUUGGUGUCCAUGUCCACACUAAAGUUCAGGGCAAAGAGCAGAUAUAAAAAAUAUUGUAAUGAAAGGAUGAGUUUUAAAAAUGUAUUGUAAUUCUGGCAUGUUUCAGACAAGUGUCUAUAUCAGUAAGUGUUUCAUUCCAGUAUGCAUCAUCUAAGCAGUAUGUCAUGUAGACAUUUUUCAAAUGGACAUUACUAAGUCGUGUGUGUAUGUAAAGUGUCAUUGAGCCAAAUGCUGUUCGAAUGUGCAUAUCCAACAGCAUGGAGGCGCUAUGAGACAUUGAGAGCCACCAUAUUAAACAGAAAAGAAUAUCUUUUAACUUUAAAACAAUAGCAUGCAGGUGAUCCAGUUUCAUUGCAGAGGUAGGCUUCUUCUUUAUUUUUAUUUUAUUUGUUAAGUCUAACUGGAUUUGGGUGAACCCAUACCACACUCCUUAUGUAUAUUUAAAGUCAUUUUGCAUUUGAUAGUUUAAUAAUUGGGGGAUAUGCUCAAGUCAUCCCUUUAACUGAUCUGUAGUCCUUCCCUCUCUCUUUCUCUCAAUUGUGAUUAUU